This is a messenger RNA of Acanthamoeba castellanii str. Neff, 4317 nucleotides long. RefSeq lists its product as uncharacterized. The transcript has 4 exons. The coding region runs from base 1 to 4317 and encodes 1438 amino acids. Lineage: Eukaryota; Discosea; Longamoebia; Acanthamoebidae. The record is from RefSeq and is a predicted model, not a curated record.
AUGGCCUCCAUGAUCCAGAAUCUGCGCACUCCUUCGCAACCGUUCGUGGUGGAUGUGGAGAUCCCACACGAUGCCGGCUCCGAUGCCAAGGUGGACGCGCUCGCGUCUCACUUGCGUCGUCAACUGGACGAAGCCGUAGUCCUCGACAAGGGAUCGCAGAACGCCAUCGCCAGUCUAAUCGCCGCCGCCAACGAUCUUGCAAACAGCCGAUCCGGAUCUGCCACCCUCGGUCCAGAGAUCCUCAAACGUAUCAACACCGUCAAGCAGGCCAUACGUGCCACCAACUCUGGCACCGAGGCCGUAUCAGCCGCGAUCAUCGACACUGAAUCCGCGAUCGGAUCAAGAGCACCAACAACGGGUGGCGAAGACAUCGCCAAACACAUCGCCGGGAUCCAACGUCGGAUCGCACAGCUGGCCAUCCAGCUGCUCGCCGCCGAACCAAUCAUGGGCCAGGUGAACGCGCUGCAGGCGCUCGUCGAUGGCACCGUCGCAAAGAAUAUACAGACGCUUGGCGAUUCGGUGGCCACCAUCCGCCAGAGCAUGGCUGAUGUCAACCUCCCCGGCGUGCAACAGCUGUCUCAGCAGGUGGCCGCGUUCAAGACCGAACUGGACAACACCCUUGCGAUCAUGCGAUCGGCAAAUCAGACCGUCGCCGGCGCACCCACGGUGAUCGACGGCAUCGUGCGGUCCAUCAACACCAUCAAAGACAGCACGCCAGGCGGACAGCUAGGUCAGAUCGCGGAUGAUCUGCAGAGGAUCGCCACCCAGAUCGGGGAGGGUAACACCACAACGGCCACCCUCGCACGGGCACGCGAGGCGCUGGCGGUGAUCCGAGAGAACGUCAUUUCCGAGGACGUAAACAUCCCGAAUCCUGCGGAGCAACGUGCCGCCCUCCUGGAGCGCGUGGCCCGUGCCAGGACCUUCGGCGCGCUGGAUGGUCUGCGCGAGGCUGUCGGCGUCGUCGAUCAAGCGGUGGGACAGACCACCAUCGGAGAGAUCAACUUGACGGCACGGCAGCGACGCGACGAGCUCAUAGUGUUGGUCAAGAUUCCCGACAACACCGGCUUGAGUGCCGACGACAGCAAGGCCAUCAAGGACACCGCCGCCGAAGCGCAGCGACGCGUCGCCGCCACCGUGGGCGGGGCUUGGCGGAAGGCGACCAACAAGAUAGCACCAGAUAUUGAGAAGUCCAGUGAGGCGGCGGCCAAGCUGGGUGUCUCAACGGUUGUCACGCGAACCAGCCGGAUGUGGCAGGAGGCCAUCGACACUGCCAACAUCAAGGGCACUGCCACGCCUUCGUUCAAUGCCAUCGCGCAGAAGAUCUACGAGGCCGUCAUCGCCAAGGCACAACCAACAGCGACAGCUGCGACACUGCCCAGCCCCGUUGCGGUGCCAGUGCAUUGUGAGUUUGACGUCAAGCAUUUCCACCGCAAGUACACAAGAGACAAAUGGGAAAAAAUGACCCGAGCACGUUACAAUGCACUGGUGAAUCAUGGCGAUCUCAACCGUUUCUUCAUAUCCGCUGAACAGAAGAUCGACUUCAUCGGCCAGUUCAUCGCUGGCGUGCCCAUCCUCAAUGUCGACGACAGUCUCGUUGCGUGCGCCUUCCUUCGGCUACCGUAUGCCAACGGUUCGCCUGUAAGCGAAGGCCAGGUAGAACUGGCACUGACAGCCGUCGGUGGAGGCCUUGCGCAAGUCUACAAGGCCGCCGCCGAUCUUCAUCACACCAAUCCUGCCAUCCCAGGCCCGCUCGAUCUCAUCGAUGAUGAUGAGGAGCAAGCAGAACAGCUCCUCCUUCAACUAGUCAAUGGUUUGCUGGCCAACACCAUGGUGAAGCCCGUCGUGGAGACCUUUGCCCGAUACAUGAAGUGGGAGCCCACGGAUUUCACCAUCCGGCACAUCAUCGCGAUCCUGAUCAACGCCACGCUUGAGUUGGACAUGUGGUGGAACUGGAUGAGCGAGAUGGACGUCGCGGCCGCUUGGAUCCUGCUGCGCUACAUCAAGUGUGCGGUGUCACUGACGGUGGGACACAUGGAUGUGUUCCCCAUGGCAUUGCAGUUUGUCAGCCUCGCGGUCACCGAGAGCCCCGAGUUCAUGGCCCCGCAGUUCCUGCCGGUGCCCCAGAACGGCACUAUGCAAGGUUUCAAUGAUGCCCUGGAUCAUUGCGCCUUCUGUGUCACAUUACUGGCCAUGUCAUUGGUGUGUAGCGAGGACUAUCCGCGCAUGGAUCUGGUGGAAAUCGGCGACCUCGACCAGACGCUUGACGAGGAGGGACUCAAGCCGACCACCACUCACGCCCAGAUCGCGCAGCGCAUCCAGCUCGCGAGGACCAAGGACGGCCAGGCCGUCGAUUGGCUCACUGCGAGCAUCAACGCCGUCGUGUCGGGAUGCAUCGUGAGGCUGACAGCAUUGGUCACCAAACACAACUACCAGGCAGCACCCAACCCUCGACGCGGCACCGCCGAUCCGAUCCACCUCCAGGCGUCCAGGCUCGCCCUUCUGUGCCUGGCGCCGACCGCGAGCAGCAUCGCCGGACAUCUCGGAGACAUUGACAGGAACGAGUACAGGACGGCGCUCCUCGGUGGCCUGCGCGCCGCUCUCGGAUCCACGUCUGACAUCCGAGCCGAAGCCGUCAUCAGCGCGCCCAACGCACGCGGGCCGCGCAAGGUUCUGCUCGACGACGCCUUUGAUCAGGUGAAGUUCAGCGCCCAGUCUUCCCUCUUUGGAUACACGCUCGUCACGGAGCACGACGAACGGUCAACCGGCACCUUCGACGGCGAUCGCAUCGUGAUCUCGGACCUAUUGAACAUCGCGACCGCCGACAACGAGGGCCGAAUCAUCGACGGCAGGGUCCAGGCCAUCGUCCGAGAGCUGCUCAAGUUGAAGCCCGGUGAGGUGCCCACCAACCCGAGUAUCUACCUCAAUCUGGCGAGCUCUGCCGAUCGUCUCGUUGACCGUCUUGGCGGCAGCCUGAUCCGAGCGACAACGACCCAGGAGUGGGAGACCGCCCCGGCGACCGGUGGUCUCGAACAGGAGAAGCGACUCACUGCCGCCCAACGUCGAUACACCAAUUUCGUGGACGAGGCGAAAAAGAGAGGCCUGACCAUCGGAUACGCGCUCGACACUGCCACCGAUGAUGCGGCGUUCAUCGCCUUUGAGAAAGCGGCGAACGGCCCGCGCUGGAACAAGAAGACGUCGCUGUUCGAUACCGAGCGCUGGUUCCGUCUCGUCAUCGAAGGCGAGGGUGGUGCCACGCUCGAGACGUUCGUCUACGUCGUCGCCACCGACAUGCCUGUGCCCAGGAUGUUCCGGUUCACCGCCAGGAAAACCGAAGGCGGCGGCUUGGUGCGGAUCAUGGAGGGCGAGGGGCAGUUCAUCUCGCUCAGCUUCCUGGCCAGCAACGACGAGGCUCUCGAAUUCGCCCCCAUCGCGAGCGCCGCCGUCGGACUCAUCGCCGAUGCCUACGCGUGCCCGAUCGCCGAGGAAUCGGUCGUCAUCGUCGACCGACACGCCAACGCCAUGGUCUACGCCGAGGUCUUUGGCAGCGUGACCAUCUCCGCGGGCGAGCAGCGCGUCGGACCGACCGGUCUGGAGAUCGAGGGAUGGCGAAAGACGGUCCAGAUGAUCGCGCGCGGCCAGGUCACCAUCGGCGCCGAUAAAACCACCAGCCUCGUGAAGUCGGACCUGCUGAGGGUCGCCAACAGGCGCGCCGGCAUAGGGAUCACGGCCGAUCACGCCCGCGCGCUGGUCGACCGAUCCGACGAGACCUAUCGCGUCGUCGCCGUCAUGCUGCGCCAGCGAUGCGACCAGGCGAUCGCGGCCGCCGCAUCCAUGGGGCGCGAGCACAUCACCUUUGCGGUGCCGGCGCUUGUGCCCGGCAUGCCGCUCUACUUUGCCCACCGUGACAAGGUGGUGGAGCUGCUGGUCGGCGGGCUCCGGAGGGACAAGCACGUGGUCGAGCGCAUGCGCGAGAACAUGCUCUACGUCGAGUGGGGCGAGGAGGCGGCGCCGACCGGCGAGGCCGAACGGCAGGCCGAGGCCAGGGCCAAGGCCAAAGCGGCGGCCAAGGCGGAAAGGCGCGCCGCGCGGAAGUUGCGACGCGAGGCAAGCAAGGGCAAGGGCGAGGCCAAGGCGCCCGAGGAGCGCGGCCGUUCCGAGGAGAAGAAGGACAAAAAGAAGAAGAAGGAGCGCAGCCGCAGCAGGAGCCGCAGCAAAAGCAGAGGGCGCGCCGCCAAGCGCGAUGCGCUGGAGAUCUUGCGCGAGGCCACCCAGGAGAAGCGCGCGGACAACAUCAUGAAGAUGCUCAAGGAAAAAUAA